AUGCUGCCUGCGUCAGCCUUCUCGAGGACCCUCCGUGAAGUUGCACCAGGCUUGUCGAAGCGGUUCUUUGAGUGCAGCCGUCGCGGUCAAACCUCUCAUUUUGGCAAACUCCUCCCCCAAUGUACACACUCGAGAGGAACAACGCAAUCAUCGUCGGUUACGACCAGACAGGGUCGAAACCUCAGAACGCGUUCUGGUCCAUCAAUACGAUACUGCGGACACUCCAAGACCUCCCGCCCUUCAGACAGCUUUAAGGACCGCUCCUAUCCGAGUACGGUUAUCCGAACAUUCUCUAAUUCUGCGAAUACGAAAGCCCCUGGCGCUGGCGACGAAGCUACCGGUUCAAAUACGCAAAGAAAAGAUGCCGGAGAAAAAGAAAGUGAGAGCAAGAGCAGAAAGUCCUUUCCAGAUACCUCAUCAAAUAUUGUGGCCUACUGGCUUCUCGGAAGUGCUGCCAGUGUCUUUGGGAUCGUGGUGUUUGGAGGAUUAACCAGACUUACCGAGUCAGGUUUGAGCAUCACGGAAUGGAAACCCGUCACAGGCUCUCUCCCCCCCAUGUCUGACGCAGACUGGGAGUCUGAAUUCGCUAAAUAUCGCUCGAGCCCUGAGUUCAAGAUGCUCAAUUCGCGCAUGACUCUCGAAGAGUUCAAGUCCAUCUACUGGAUGGAAUGGAUCCAUCGGCUUUGGGGGCGAUUCAUCGGGCUCUCCUUUGUGUUGCCUGCGGUCUAUUUCGUCGCGAGGAAGCAAGUCUCCCGUACCAUGGCAAUAAGGUUAUUGGGAAUAGCAGGCUUAAUUGGAUUCCAGGGCUUCAUCGGCUGGUGGAUGGUGAAGUCGGGGUUGAAAGACGACCUAUUUGCGCCGGGCUCCCAUCCGCGUGUUUCGCAAUACCGAUUGACGGCGCAUCUAGGCGCGGCUUUCAUCUGCUACCUUGCCAUGCUCUGGAACGGUCUUGAUAUCCUACGGACGAACAAGAUCUUACGCGUCUCCUCUGACGGUGCAAACGCGACGCUCAAAGCCUUGAGUAAUCCCGCAUUAAAGCCGUUCAAGCGCUAUGUCUCCCUCCUCGCAGGUCUGGUCUUCAUCACAGCAAUGUCUGGCGGUCUGGUCGCAGGUCUUGAUGCAGGUUUGAUCUACAACGAAUUCCCAUUCAUGGGAUUGGGCCUCACGCCUCCGAAGAGCGAGCUAUGGGACAAGUUCUACUGCCGGGCACCCGACCAUAGUGACCUUUGGUGGCGCAACCUGCUCGAGAAUCCCAGUUUAGUCCAACUUGAUCACAGGAUUCUUGCGACGACCACCUUCACUGCGGUUAUGGCGCUAUGGGCAUUCUCACGCUCCGCGGCAAUGCAGAAGAUCCUACCGAGAGCAGCACAGAAGGGAGUCCAUGGCGUUGUCGGAUUUGCGUGCUUGCAGGUCAUCCUUGGCAUUUCCACUCUAUUGUAUUUGGUACCGACUGGACUCGCAAGUGCACAUCAGGCCGGGAGUUUGGCUUUGUUGACUUGGACAAUCGUGCUGGGAAGCCGGGUGUGGUUCCCGACGCAAGCUGCACGGAUUCUGGCCCAGCGGACGAUGACGCACGUGAACGUUGGUGGUACCGGUUUUGAGAUGGCGCAAAGGGCAGCUUUGAUGUCCUCAGCAGCGAAGGCAAAGACAUUGAUGCCUGGGAGCCCGACCGCAGUGGCUGCUGUCGGUUUCAUGCCCGCUGUCACAGCCAUAGGUCUGGCUCUUGCUUCGGAGACAGAAGCUACCGUUGCGAGAAGACAUCUAUUCUCCCGAAAGCUUGAGGCCCAUGCAGUCUCCGGGCUGGGUCCAACGCGGUCUUCCUGA
Molecule: messenger RNA, 1824 nt
Organism: Cladophialophora bantiana CBS 173.52
Lineage: Eukaryota; Fungi; Ascomycota; Eurotiomycetes; Chaetothyriales; Herpotrichiellaceae
Exons: 2
Coding region: 1-1824 (607 amino acids)
Biological process (GO): heme A biosynthetic process
Cellular component (GO): mitochondrial inner membrane
Molecular function (GO): oxidoreductase activity, acting on NAD(P)H, heme protein as acceptor
Source: RefSeq, a predicted model, not a curated record